This is a messenger RNA of Siniperca chuatsi (mandarin fish), 1368 nucleotides long. RefSeq lists its product as uncharacterized. The record is from RefSeq and is a predicted model, not a curated record. Gene Ontology annotation, cellular component: mitochondrion. The transcript has 2 exons. Gene Ontology annotation, biological process: regulation of autophagy. Bases 245 to 1033 code for a protein of 262 amino acids. Lineage: Eukaryota; Metazoa; Chordata; Actinopteri; Centrarchiformes; Sinipercidae.
GGAAGGAGGGCAAACCUAAGCUAGGGAGGGAGGAGGAGGGAUGUGAGGAGAAGAUAAAUCUGCAUUCUACCGUUGCCUCUGGUCAGAGACAGUUGGAGCUACAGUGAAGCAGCAUCACUGGCUGGAGACAGAGCAUCAUACAUUUAAAACAUACUCAGCUGCAAAAAGGCUGCAAGCUGAUAUUUGAGAUUGCAAGAGCGGAGAAAAGACGAAACGAUCAACUGGACUCGACAAAGACACAGCUAUGCGGCCGCGGUCCAGACUGCUGUCCAAGCGAAGACUCCUGCUACCCACAAUUAGAGAGGGCACAGAGGAGACAGUGAGGGAUUUGAAUGAGGCCAACACACUCCAUAUCGCUGGCCACGGCCAGGCUGUCUCCUCAGAGGACUACCUCCUCUCCAUCUGCCACCUGGCCCACCCCACCUUCACCACCAGAGAUGUGUCCCCCUACAACAUCCACACACGGCAGCUGGACUCUGUGCACCAGAGGCUGCGGCUGUCACGGCUCAGUGGGAAUUUAACCACCUUUGAAUUCAGCCCCACAGAGGAGACGCAUGCCACCGAUAUGCAGCAGGGAGAGGGGAAAGAACUGAUCGGCGAGCUGAUGUUUGGCAACUCUGACCCUCUGGAGUAUCUUUAUGGACACCAGAACAACAUCUCAGGGGGUGUGAGAAGGGCAUUUGUCGAGGGAAGGUUUAUAAGGCAACAUGGGAGUACAUGGGAGGGCCAGACUCGCUCCAGAGCUCACAGCAUCCCCCGUGCUUCAAGUCCAGACCUCCCACACCAGCGCAAGAGCAGCUGCCCUGAGUUACACACCAGCAAUGACACUUCUAUACCAAACGUCUCCCCAAAACACAGCUUAUCCAGGUUGGAGGCCAGGAAAGGAAGCCCAGCAGACAGAGGAGCUGAGGGGGAGAGACAGAAUCCAACCAUCAAACAAUCCCUCAUCUCCCAGUGGAUCUCUGACUGCAGGUUGGCGUGGAGGGAGGCGCGUGUACGAGCCUGCAUGCUGCCCGCCAUUGCUGAGAUAUAGGGUGCAAAUGGACAGACACUGUGACAGAAGACAUUCCUCAAUAAAGUAUCCUAAUCUUUUUCUGUCAGUGCAUGAGACAUUGACGUUAGGAGAUAUGUAGAUGACUAUUAUGCAGAUAUAUAUAAGAUAUAUGAUUAAAUACACAUUUGAAAACAUACAGAGGCAAGUAAAUAUUGUCAUAAUUGUCCAUCUGUAAUGUUACAUCAAUGUCAUUAUUUACUAUUAUGACCUACCUACACUUGAUGUAUGCUGAUGAUCAUACAAAAUCUUUUUUUACCCUCCAGUCUUUUGUGAACUAAGUAUGAAUAAAUACACAAAUCUUUUGAUACUCUCAA